Molecule: messenger RNA, 4572 nt
Organism: Condylura cristata (star-nosed mole)
Lineage: Eukaryota; Metazoa; Chordata; Mammalia; Eulipotyphla; Talpidae
Gene: TMEM214
Product: transmembrane protein 214
Exons: 17
Coding region: 31-2094 (687 amino acids)
Cellular component (GO): Golgi apparatus; endoplasmic reticulum
Source: RefSeq, a predicted model, not a curated record
GGAGGUGGCGGUGGCGGGAGGGUCGGAGCCAUGGCGGCCAGGACUGCGGGAGUGGGGCGCUGGGAGGUGGUGAAGAAGGGCCGGCGGCCCGGGGCCGGCGGCCGUGGUCGAGGCGGCGGAGGGGAUCGCCGGGCGCUUGGGGAGGCGAACGGAGUGUGGAAAUACGACCUGACCCCUCCAAUCCAGACGACAAGCACCCUCUAUGAACGGGGCUUUGAGAAAAUCAUGAAGCGGCAGAAUAAGGAGCAGGUCCCACCCCCUGCUGUGGAAUCUAAGAAACCAGUAAACAAGAAGCCGGCUAAGAAAGCGGCAACCCUCUCCAACCAAACGCAGAAACAGGGCCGCUUCCGCAGCCUCGAAGAGGCCAUGAAAGCUCUGGACGUGGCAGCUCUGCAGAAGGAACUGGACAAGAGCCAGAGCGUGUUCACUGAGAACCCGUCAGUGUGGUUGAAGGACCUCGCCAGUUACCUCAACUACAAGCUUCAAGCACCUCUAAGUGAACCCACACUAAGCCAGCAUCCUCAUGAUUAUCCCUACAGCCUGGUGAGCCGGGAACUGCGUGGGAUCAUCCGCGGGCUCCUGGCGAAGGCUGCUGGAUCUCUGGAGCUCUUUUUUGACCACUGUCUAUUCACCAUGCUGCAAGAGCUGGAUAAGACGCCAGGGGAGUCACUUCAUGGUUACCGCAUCUGUAUCCAGGCAAUUCUGCAAGACAAGCCCAAGAUUGCCACCAUGAACCUAGGCAAGUUCCUAGAACUGCUGAGGUCCCACCAGAGCCGACCACCAAAGUGUCUGACCAUCAUGUGGGCACUGGGUCAAGCAGGUUUUACCAACCUCACCGAGGGACUGAAAGUAUGGCUGGGGAUCAUGCUGCCCGUGCUGGGCAUGAAGUCUCUGUCUCCCUAUGCCAUUGCCUACCUGGAUCGACUGCUGCUGAUGCACCCCAACCUUACCAAAGGCUUUGGCAUGAUUGGCCCCAAGGACUUCUUCCCACUUCUGGACUUCGCCUAUAUGCCCAACAACUCCCUGACACCCAGCCUGCAGGAGCAGCUGUGUCAGCUCUACCCGAGACUGAAGGUGCUGGCAUUGGGGGCGAAGCCGGAAUCCACCCUGCAUACCUACUUCCCCUCCUUCCUGUCCAGAGCCACCCCUAACUGCCCCCCUGAGAUGAAGAAAGAGCUCCUGAGCAGCCUGACUGAGUGCCUGGCGGUGGACCCUCUCAGCGCCAGCGUCUGGCGGCAGCUAUACCCCAAGCACCUGUCACAGUCCAGCCUGCUGCUGGAGCACUUGCUCAGGUCCUGGGAGCGGAUUCCCAAGAAGACACAGAAAUCUUUGCAAGAAACCAUUCAGUCCUUCAAGCUUACCAACCAGGAGCUGCUGAAGAAGGGUAACUGUAAGAACCAGGAUGCCAUCAGCUGUGAUGUGGCCUGCAAGGGCCUACUAGAGCAGGCGCGGGGCUACCGGCUGCCCUGGACGAGGCUGCUACUGCUGGUGCUGGUCUUUGCCGUAGGUUUCCUGUGCCAUGACGUCCGGUCACACAGCUCUUUCCAGGCCUCCCUCUCUGGCCGGCUGCUUCAGUCAUCUGGUUUCUUGCCUGCCAGCCAACAAACCUGUGCCAAACUCUACUCCUACAGCCUUCGAGGCUACAGCUGGCUGGAGGAAACACUGCCGGCCUGGGGCUCCCAUCUGCUGGCAGUGGUGAGGCCCAGCUUGCAGCUGGCCUGGGACCACACGAAUGCCAUGGUCAGCUUCCUUUCUGCCCACUCCGCCUCCCACCUAGCCUGGUUGGGUAACGUCGUCACCAGCCUCUCCCAGAGGGUACAGACCCAGCUCCCUGAUGGCCUGAGCCAGCUCCUCCAUUCUCUGCGGGAGCUGCUCCUGCUUCUCUACCAGAACGUGCUGCUGUCGUUGUGGCAUGUGCUGCUGGAGGCCCUGGCCCUGGCCCAGGAGUACUGCCACGAUGUGUGCAGAGGUGAGGUAACCUGGGACUGCGUGAAGACACAGCUCAGCGAAGCUGCCCACUGGACCUGGCUCAGCCUACAGGACACCAUGGUGGCUUUCUUGGACUGGGCACUUUCCAUGAUAUCCCAGCAAUAGGCCCUGCCUCCCGCAACUGCUUUUGUCUGGGGCAGGUCCUGAGACUGGGGGGGACAGGGGACAUUCUGCAUGGGGUCUUUUUUACUUGGUGCCUGAGUUUCGUCUCCUAGGCAAGUGGCCAGUUGCCUCUGCCCCAGUUCUUCCAUCCUUGGUAAAGACAAGCCCAGAGGUAUCCCACCUCCUAACCAUGAUUCCACUGGACACUGCUCUGGCCCUAUUGCACAUAGCUCUCAGCCUUUGUCCUUGUCCCCAGCUCUCCACUUCCUGCCUUCUCAUUCCUAAAACCCCAAUAGCUCAUUUCCCAAAAGGUGACUCUAGCAAGUGGCUACUGUGUUCUUCCGAUUAGCCACAGCAGAAUAAAGGAAGGAACCCCCAGAAGAUUACAGUACAACAGUUGGCAGUAACCGCUUCACACCUACCCACAGCCUGGGUGUGCUGUCCCUGGACUCGGAGGCCUGGCUGAAAAGGCCUCACCACAGACUGCCCAACUUAGGCCCUUCAAGGCCCUGAUUCCUCUCUUCACUGCUGGGGAUGGGGAGGCUGCUUUGCCUCAAGGGUUAGUGUCUCCGCUGACGACACCUACCCACUUUCCGGAGAGCAGAGCCCAGGUGGUUGUGUGCUUCUGAUCCAGGGAACCUUCCAACAGUCUGAGAUGGGAUUCAGCAUCUGGUGCCUGGGCAUGCCUACUAGACGGAAUAAAGGAUAUAUUUGAUUUCUAGAUCUCCUUUCUGCAUCCUCAGCUAGGAGUUCCCAGUGCUGUGGGACAGGGCAGCAAAUAGCAGGCAGCCACCUAUUCUCUGACUCUGCUCCUGGGACUGGUGGCCGCUGGUGCAGCAGUUGAGCCCCCUGUGUCCACUUUGGCCUGCUGAGUGUUCUAGGUGCUCUCCUCCUGCCACCUAGUCAUGGUGUCUUGGCUCUGCGAUUCAAGUUCCAGGAUGUGCUUUGAAAGCUUGAGUAUUUUCCAAAGCUUGGGAAAGCAGGGGCAUCUCCUAGGGCACUUCCUGGCCGGUGAGCACGAGUGUCUUGUAGGUCCUUGCCAGGACCUUAUUAAUAGCUUCAUUUUAUAAGUGGAAGGUUUAGAACUCCAAGAGAUAUGUGCAUUUAAGUUUAUCCCAAGCUCCCCCACCGCACCCCCCCUUUUUAAGUUAAGGCUAUGUGAGCAGUACCAGAGGUGCACUGUCACUCUGACAAGCUGGUUUCUGCCUCCAUCGUAAUGCCCCGAGGUGAUAGCCAGCUACCACUUCAGGUUUACUCAGUGCCAAGGUACUGCCUGAGUUUCCCAGGGGUGAAGUUGUAAGGAAGCCAGCGCGGGAAACAGUCUUGAUGCACAGCGUCUCUGUUGUUCCCUUUCCCGUAGGAGGAUAUAACUUCCAUAUCUCUUGGGAAUUAAGCAGCCCAUAGUGGGCAGAAGUUCACAUGUCGGACUGUACCUGAAAAAGGAAAUCCUGAUUGGCAAGGGGCCAGGUACAGGGCUAGACGGUCCUAAUACAUGCUCUGUUUCCUCAGUUCUUCACCAACCAAGCAGGGCCCUUUCUUAAGGAUGGUGAGUCAUUGUAGCAGCCCCAUAAUCAAGCCAAGUUGAAGAGGAGCCUGAGUCAGUGACAGCGCAGGGUGUCAUUCUGUGGUUAUGUGGAGUCUGGCCAGGGCCACUCAGCAGCUCUGAGAAUACCAUUUCCAGAGCUACGCUGGUUGCUAAUGCAGGCACCACAUGAACGCACCGUGUGCAUUCACUUAGUACUGACUCUACAAUCCAGGAAUGCAGCACUUCUCUUCAACACUUAAGUUAAUUGGGUCUCCAGGUUCCCCUAAGGAGCGUCAAGGACCCCUGACAGCAUAAUGGGCUUUAUUUUAUAGACAUUUUAACCCAGUGUCGCAAUUGUCCAGAAAUUUUCCUGUCAGAGAAGUCCAGCUGUGCACCUGCUGUCCAUUACAGUAAGCCAGACAUCAGAUGGCUUGUGUUUGCAGAGUUAACAAGCAUCCAAGCUGAGCCAGUGAGUAGAGCAGAGAGCCUUGGUAUAGCAAGUAUAGGAGUGCCCCUCACCUCAGGGUCUUGUCUGGACAUUGUAACUUCACACACAGCUGGUGCUGAGUAGAUAACAUGCCAAAACUGAAGGGCAGUUUGAAUAUGGUUCCACUUAGUAUAGUUACUGUCAGCCAUAUCACAACUCAUUUGAAAGCCAUUUUUCUAAACCUUAAAACACUUUACAUUCCUCCAGUUGUACCUAGUCUACAACUUCAGCUUUAGAGAAGCAUGGUUGGCGGAUAGCUGGAUCACUGCAGAUAAUGUUGCUGGGCUCACACUUGCAGCAUUUUGGAUCCUCUAAAGCCACGACCCUGAGUGUGUCCAAUGGAGAGAGGCAAGAAUGACCCAAUUGUCAGUUAUGCAGAAAUUUCAGUGGUGGAUAGCCUCUGAGUAUUUAUUUUUUUAAUUUAUUUUUGUAUACAAGAAGUGGGGUGUAGCCAGAGAGGGUGGCAAGA